Oryza sativa Japonica Group (Japanese rice) is the source of this 1208-nucleotide messenger RNA. RefSeq names its product heavy metal-associated isoprenylated plant protein 35. NCBI's taxonomy places the organism in Eukaryota, Viridiplantae, Streptophyta, Magnoliopsida, Poales, Poaceae. Gene Ontology annotation, molecular function: metal ion binding. The record is from RefSeq and is a predicted model, not a curated record.
CGUUCAGCAAGCGGUGGCCAUGGGACAGGGGCCAGCGGCGGCGGCGGCGGCAGCGGGUGGGAGCCGACGGUGGCGACGGGAGGGCGGGCAGGCGAGGGGCCGGAUCCCCUAGUGGGAGGACGAGGGGAACGGCUGCGAGCGGGAGCCGGCGGCGGACCUCACUCCCGGGGAAGACGCUGCUCCGGUGACGCCACCAUGAGCCGAUGGUGGGGAGCAAGCAGGCAUCAAGGGAGGAAGAUGGAGGGCAGGAUGGCAAGCUCGAGCUCACCGAUUCCAAUCCCCUCUCUCUCGCCUCCGUCUUCUCACCAGCGGUCUCCUCCCCUUACUCCCCGUCUCCUUGCUCAUGCUUGCGGGAGGAAGGUGAUGAAAGCCAUAAGCCUGAAAGGCGUGCUGAGGACUGAGAUCAACCCGUCGCUCGACAAGGUGACCGUCGUCGGUGACGUGGACAGCAGGGUGCUCGUCCAGAAGCUCUCGAAGGUCGGCAAGAUCGCCGAGGUGAUGGCGCCGCCGCCGCCGUCACCGGCUGCGCCUUCGGAAGAAGGCAAGAAGAGCAACAGCAAUGGCGGCGAGAAGCCGACCUCGCCGGCGGACGAGAAGAGCGCGCGCAAAGACGAAGGCAAGGACGGCAAAGGCAACAAGUCGCCAGCGACGGCGGCGGCGUGCAAGCAGGAAUGCAGCAAGUGCACGGCCAGGAAGGAAGCCGCCACACGCGCCGACGAGGCUGGCCGCGCCGGUGGGAAGACGGCAUCGUCCAAAGACGCCACCACCAAGAGCAGCGGCGACGGCGACAAAUCUGAACCAGCGGCGGUGGCAGUGGAGUACCAGUACCACCACCACUACAACUGGGCGGAGCCGGCCAUGGUGGUGCCGGUUCACCUCCCGUACUUCGCAGCGAAUGCGACGCCGUACUACGCCGGAGGCUACUACCCGAUGCCGCCGCCGAUGUCGGUGCUCCGUCACCCUUCUUAGCUCCGGCCACAGCCGUCACGCUUCGACGAGGACAACACCGCCGCCGGCUCCUGCCCGUCGCUGGCCCCCGUCCGCCGCUGGCCCUCGUCCCACGGCUGCCGCUCGCCCGAAGGUUGAUGAAGAGAAAGAGAGAGAAGGGGAGGAUGAAGAGAGGAUGAUUUAUGUGGGCCCCACAGGUCAGUGGGUCCCACCCAUACUUUUGGUGAAUGAUAAAUGGGUCCCACAUUUAUUUUUUUUUA